AACUACCGACCUCCUCGAAGAAAGCCUAUAAAUUUCCGUCUCUUCUCUCCCGUGAGCAAUAUCAUCGAAUACGAAGAGAUAUAUAUAAGCUUCUUCCAGUUUUCUUCGGUUCUAAAUUCGCUUCCAGCGCCCUUCCUCCCGUGUUGCUCAUUCAGAUUACACUACACUGUCAAGAUGCAGAUCUUUGUUAAGACUCUUACUGGCAAGACCAUCACCCUUGAGGUUGAAAGCUCCGACACUAUUGACAAUGUCAAGGCCAAAAUCCAAGACAAGGAAGGAAUCCCACCUGACCAGCAGCGGCUUAUCUUUGCUGGUAAGCAACUGGAGGAUGGCCGAACCUUGGCAGAUUACAACAUCCAGAAGGAGUCCACCCUCCAUCUGGUUCUUCGAUUGAGGGGUGGAAUGCAAAUCUUUGUCAAGACUCUAACCGGGAAAACCAUUACUYUGGAGGUUGAGAGUUCUGAUACAAUCGACAAUGUCAAGGCCAAGAUCCAAGACAAGGAAGGAAUCCCUCCUGAUCAGCAGAGACUUAUCUUUGCUGGAAAGCAACUUGAAGAUGGUAGGACACUGGCUGAYUAYAACAUUCAGAAGGAAUCCACUCUCCACCUUGUUCUCCGUCUCAGAGGUGGAAUGCAGAUAUUUGUCAAGACCCUUACUGGGAAAACCAUCACACUUGAAGUAGAAAGUUCAGACACCAUUGACAAUGUUAAGGCUAAGAUUCAGGAUAAGGAGGGCAUCCCACCUGACCAACAGAGGCUCAUUUUUGCUGGAAAACAGCUUGAGGAUGGUCGUACCUUGGCCGAUUACAACAUUCAGAAGGAAUCCACCCUCCACCUUGUUCUCAGGCUUCGUGGGGGCAUGCAAAUCUUUGUCAAGACACUAACUGGGAAGACUGUUACUUUGGAAGUGGAGAGCUCUGAUACUAUCGAUAAUGUGAAGGCCAAGAUCCAAGACAAGGAGGGAAUACCACCAGAUCAACAGAGGCUUAUCUUUGCAGGGAAGCAGCUAGAGGAUGGAAGGACCCUAGCUGAUUACAAUAUCCAGAAGGAGUCUACUCUUCACUUGGUCCUCCGUCUGCGUGGYGGUAUGCAGAUCUUUGUGAAGACUCUUACAGGGAAAACCAUAACACUGGAGGUGGAGAGCUCUGACACCAUAGACAAUGUGAAAGCCAAGAUCCAGGACAAAGAGGGCAUYCCUCCGGAUCAGCAGAGGCUCAUCUUUGCUGGGAAGCAACUUGAGGAUGGGCGAACGUUGGCGGAUUAUAAUAUUCAGAAGGAAUCAACCCUCCACCUCGUUCUUCGUCUUCGUGGUGGCAUUUGUUGAGGCGUCCUGGACUCUCCUAGUUCCUGGCAUGUCUAUUCUCUGAAGUUGAUUGCUAAAUGUUUGAUGAUACUAUGAUAUGGUCUCUUUUCUUUUUCGUUUGUUCUGAUUUCUGAAGAGAUUUAUAUUAGUGGCGUUGAUGUCAUUUAUACUUCGUUAGAAAUGUGAUAAAAUUUUCAUUCCCUGAGUUUAUGUUUUAUCCUGAAUGAAUGAAUUGUUCAAGUUUAGUGGAGUGUCAUAGAACUUUGGCAAUUGCCUUUUUCGUCUAUGUUUAGGUGAUAUGGUUGAGUUUAUUUUGUGAGUGAUUGAGAUCAUUUCAACUUUA
Messenger RNA from Nelumbo nucifera (sacred lotus), 1645 nucleotides. Its product is annotated as polyubiquitin-like. The record is from RefSeq and is a predicted model, not a curated record. Lineage: Eukaryota; Viridiplantae; Streptophyta; Magnoliopsida; Proteales; Nelumbonaceae. Gene Ontology annotation, molecular function: protein binding.